AAGAAGCUGCGGACCUUUAACUAGGCAGGAAGUGUCCUCAUGUCACUGACAGUUAUUCGCCAUGGCGCUCGAAGCAAAAUCCAGAAACAAACGAUACGAGAAACUGGAUUUCCUCGGAGAGGGUCAGUUCGCCACGGUGUACAAAGCCAGGGACAAAACGAAUGAUACCAUCGUUGCCAUUAAAAAGAUUAAGGUUGGCCACAGAACGGAGGCUAAAGACGGUAUUAACAGGACUGCUCUCCGAGAGAUCAAACUACUGCAGGAACUGCAUCACCCAAAUAUCAUUGGGCUCCUCGAUGCCUUUGGACACAAAUCUAACAUCAGCCUGGUGUUUGAUUUCAUGGAAACAGACCUGGAGGUGAUCAUCAAAGACACCAGCCUAGUUCUGACUCCAUCCAACAUCAAAGCCUACAUCCUAAUGACCCUACAGGGAUUAGAGUAUAUGCACCAACACUGGGUCCUACACAGGGAUCUGAAGCCCAAUAAUCUGCUGUUAGACGGCAGUGGAGUGUUGAAGUUGGCUGAUUUUGGUUUGGCCAAAGCAUUUGGCAGCCCCAACAGAGUCUACACACAUCAAGUUGUUACCAGGUGGUACCGGUCCCCUGAGCUCCUGUUUGGUGCCAGGAUGUACGGUGUGGGCGUUGACAUGUGGGCGGUGGGAUGCAUCUUGGCAGAGUUGCUCCUUCGGAUACCAUUCCUCGCUGGAGACUCUGAUCUUGACCAGCUGACCAAGAUCUUUGAGGCACUCGGGACGCCUACAGAAGAGACGUGGCCGGGAAUGAGCAGUCUACCAGAUUAUGUGUCCUUCAAAAUAUUUCCUGGCACACCGCUGGAACAUAUAUUUACCGCAGCUGGAGACGACUUACUAGAGCUGCUGCAGGGCCUGUUCACCUUUAAUCCCUUGACGAGGACCACAGCGACACAGGCUCUGAAAAUGAGGUACUUCAGUAAUCGACCUGGUCCCACUCUUGGUCCACAACUCCCCCGACCCAACUGUUCAGCCGAGGCCCUGAGGGAGAAGGAAACAAUCGGGCUCAAGAGGAAAAUCGAGGGCCUGGAGACAACUGUUAUGAAGAAGAAGCUCAUCUUCUGAUGCAACCUCAAUAAUCAGAUGAUCACCGUCUUCACACCAUUGUGGGGAUCAGCUUUCCCGCGUUGCUCAGGAUCGUCCAGCCCAGAGACAAAAGGCUCAGAUGUGGUUGACUUUAGGACAUUUUAGAGGUAGAAGCUGCUAAGUCAGUGGAGAAUUGUGGCCAGGGUUUGUCCCACGGUGCUGCUGUCCGUAGCAGCACAUCGAAUGAUGUACAACAAUAGGUCAAUAGCGUCUGGUCUUCCUUCAUUGUAACAAUGAUGCAUAAGCUCUGGGAGCCUUUUGUAAUAUGUAUAUUUAUGUGACUGGAAAAAAAGAACUACCAAACAAGCACGCCUGAUUUAUUGUGUGUAUAUUUAAAUGGUGCAAAUGCUUAUGAGGGAUUGUCAUUAUAUGGUCUGACUUCCUUUGCUCUCCAUCGAAUUACAUUGGAAGACGAUUCGGCCAAAACAAGUCGUGUUUAAUUCACACGAUAACGUUCAAACGGACUUCCUUUUAAGAAUUCACACCCGUUUGGUAUGCGUGGACAGAAUUGUACUUGUAGUUCAUUUACUCACCAUAUGUCAGAAAGAUGUGUGUAUUUGUUAGACUGUGUGUAUUUAUUUGGCAUAAGCCCUGUCUCGAGGGCGGAGAGGAGGCGACGCUUGGAUUGACAGCGUCCUGCCACAAUAUGUCACUUUUGUUCAACAUUGCUGUGAUUGAAUGCAAACUGACAUGUCGGCCUGAUGCUUGGGCAGGUCUUGUGAUCCUCUUUUGGUUUUCUGUCAAUGUAGCAGAUAAGACAUGAAGACUAGUUUGAACGUCUUCAUGUUUAACCAAAUUGAUUUCUCAGUAUUUAAGAUAAAAACUAAUUUUUGGCACCUU
Messenger RNA from Pungitius pungitius (ninespine stickleback), 1954 nucleotides. RefSeq names its product cyclin-dependent kinase 7 (gene cdk7). Lineage: Eukaryota; Metazoa; Chordata; Actinopteri; Perciformes; Gasterosteidae. The coding region runs from base 62 to 1093 and encodes 343 amino acids. The transcript has 12 exons. Gene Ontology annotation, biological process: positive regulation of transcription by RNA polymerase II; protein phosphorylation. Gene Ontology annotation, cellular component: cytoplasm; transcription factor TFIIH holo complex; nucleus. Gene Ontology annotation, molecular function: RNA polymerase II CTD heptapeptide repeat kinase activity; cyclin-dependent protein serine/threonine kinase activity; ATP binding. The record is from RefSeq and is a predicted model, not a curated record.